This is a messenger RNA of Olea europaea var. sylvestris, 1866 nucleotides long. Its product is annotated as beta-glucosidase 11-like. Gene Ontology annotation, molecular function: beta-glucosidase activity. The transcript has 13 exons. The coding region runs from base 56 to 1576 and encodes 506 amino acids. Gene Ontology annotation, biological process: carbohydrate metabolic process. Lineage: Eukaryota; Viridiplantae; Streptophyta; Magnoliopsida; Lamiales; Oleaceae. The record is from RefSeq and is a predicted model, not a curated record.
AUAGCUUACAACAUGCUAGAGUCCUAGACGGUACGCGAUAUCGCUAGAUAAGGAUAUGUUGCUACAAGCAAGCUCCCUUCUCUCCCUGCUAUUUCUGCUGACGACGGCGGCGCACGGCGGCGAUUAUAGCAGAGCAGACUUUCCGGCUGACUUUAUUUUUGGUUCUGGAACUUCUGCUUAUCAAUACGAGGGAGCAGCGUUCGAUGAUGGAAGGACUCCUAGCAUUUGGGACAUCUUUGCUCAUUCCGGUCGUACUCAUGGAGCUACUGGAGAUGUAGCAUGUGACGGAUAUCACAAAUACAAGGAAGAUAUUGGGCUAAUGGUAGACACGAAUUUGGAGGCAUUCAGAUUAUCCAUAUCAUGGUCAAGGCUUAUUCCUAAUGGAAGAGGACCUAUCAACCCAAAAGGGCUAGAAUACUACAAUAAUCUCAUUGACGAACUUAUAAGCCAUGGAAUCCAACCACAUGUUACAUUAAAUCAUAUUGAUCUACCACAAGCACUUGAAGAUGAAUAUGGUGGAUGGCUUAGUCGCAAAAUUGUGAAGGACUUUGUGGUGUACGCAGACACGUGCUUUAGGGAAUUCGGUGACAGGGUUUUGUAUUGGACAACCGUUAAUGAAGCCAAUAUAUUUGCCCUGGGAGGUUACAACGACGGAAUCAUUGCCCCAGGACGCUGUUCACCAUCAUUGGGAACUAAUUGUUCCACGGGUAACUCCUCAAUUGAGCCAUAUAUCGUGGUACAUAAUAUCUUGCUGGCACAUUCAGCUGCUACAAAACUGUACAGGAAGAAGUACAAGUUCACUCAAAAUGGUUUCCUGGGAUUGAACGUAUACACAUUAUGGUUUAUUCCUGAUACAAAUUCAACAGAAGAUGUGAUUGCAACUCAAAGAGCUAAGGAUUUCUAUGUUGGUUGGUUAGUUGAUCCGGUUAUCUUUGGAGACUAUCCUGACAUAGUAAAGAAAAAUGUCGGGAAGAGACUUCCAGCCUUUACCGAAUAUGAGUCGAAGCAAAUCAAGGGAUCAGUUGACUUCAUAGGAGUGAACCACUAUACAACAGUACACAUCAAGGACAAGCCCAGCAUCCUCAAAAUGAAUAACAGGGAUUUUUAUGAUGAUAUGGCAGUAAAGAUCAUAUAUGAUCAGGGCAACGAACCGACGGAUGAGUAUGCUAUCAUGCCUUGGGGUCUUUAUGGAGUUCUGGAGUACCUAAAACAAGUUUAUGGCAAUCUACCUAUUUAUGUCCAUGAAAAUGGCCAGAUGACACGACGCAACGGAACACUUUAUGACAAGUCACGAGUAGAAUAUUUACGUGCUUACAUUGGGGGCAUGCUUGAUGCUAUAAGGAAUGGAUCGAACACGAGGGGAUAUUUCGCAUGGACGUUCUUAGAUUGUCUUGAGUUGUUGGAUGGCUACGGGACGUCCUUCGGCCUUCUCUACGUUGAUUUGGAUGACAAGAACCUAACGAGAUAUCCGAAGCUUUCUGCACACUGGUACUCAAAUUUCUUGAAAGGGAAAAGCACAAGCUCAAAUGCUAUUACUGAAGUUGGGGAUAACGCAUUUGUUCCAUGGAUAGGUUAAGUUCUCCUUUUUAUUUCAUCUACUCGAGGUCAAGCUUGAUACUCAAGUGUAGUGAGAAAAAAUUAAAUGAAUAAUCACAUUGUGUGGCUGUGUGUAUUACAUGGAAACAAAUUGGUUAAUUGCUAUUGUAGAGGAAUGUUUUCAUCAAAACUUUAAAAAGGAUGAAUGAAAAACGUAUUGUAUUUUUUUCAUAUGACUAGUCAGAGGUCAACGUGCAUUCUGAAAUGCUUUAUAAGUACUGUAAAAGUAUUAUUUGAAAAUGCGUGAAUAAAAAAUAUAAAAUUUGUUUA